CGUACUCAAAUUCAAGGAGCCGGUUUCUUAGCGACGUAACGCAUUAGGAGCUGGUUUUCUUUUAAUUUGAUUUACUGUUUACAAGUAAUUGUUGAGUUUGUCAAUAGUCCUAUUUUAUCAUUGGGCUAGUCGUUAUUUCCACUCACUGGAUACGGAAGCAUUUAUGUUCAAGGAUCAAAUACGAGUCUUCACGAGAUCCGGAUGAGAGAGGAUUCCUGACGCAUUUUUUCCUAGCUACGACAACGUGGAUCACACGCCCGAUAGUGGAACUGGAUCCCACGACGUAAUAUUUGUAGAAUAAAUCACCAAUUUCGUGGAUUACAGGAAUGCUGCUGUCGAAAUUAAACUCAUUCGCUCAUAUCUCCACCGUUGAUAUGCCGGCGAAAAUCCAGCUUCAAAUGCACCAAGGUUAGAUUAAGCUUUUGUUGUUCGUUAUAGCUAGCAAGCUACUAUAGCUAGCUGGGCUCGCAAUAACAUUACUGUAUUUUAAAUACUCGUUUUCCCAUUCUGCUAUUUCGAUGUUUUGCAUUCACCCAUGUCACAUUACACUAGGUGGAAGCGUUGUAUUAACCGUAUAUUUUUGAAAAUGUACAGGGAAGGAGAGGGAGCCAUUUGAUAAGGUUUACCAGGUCGGCGCUGUGCUGGGAAGUGGUGGUUUUGGCACAGUGUAUUCUGGCACGAGAAUUUCAGAUGGAGCACUGGUUAGUAUUUUUUCCUAACGCAUUCGCUGAAAAAUAUUUAACGUUAUACAUCCAAAUCGGCUAAUCGAUGCAUUUUUGCAUGUUUUAUCAUGUAAUUUCAAGUUAGAUUAUUUUUUUCACACACAGGUUGCUGUCAAACAUGUGGCCAAGGAUCGGGUCUCGGACUGGGGAGAGUUGGUAAGGAUGCUUUUGGUUGUGCAUUUUAGCUAGUUUAACCAAAGUGAUAGUUGUUAAUCAUAUGUUGUACUAUUGUCUGCAGAAAUUUAACAUAUUUAUAUUUUAUUUUCAGCCCAAUGGCUCUCGUGUCCCUAUGGAGAUUCUACUCUUGAAGAAAGUUGGAAAUGGAGCUCGGGGGGUGAUAAAGAUGCUGGACUGGUAUGAGCGACCUGACAGUUUUAUAAUUGUCAUGGAACGACCAGAGAACGUCAAGGACCUCUUUGAUUUCAUCACUGAGAAGGGAGCCUUGCCAGAGGAGCUGGCAAAGAACUUUUUCCGUCAGGUUCUUGAAGCCGUGCGACACUGCCACAACUGUGGGGUUGUACACAGGGACAUCAAGGACGAAAAUAUCCUAAUCGAUCUUGGGACGGGCGAAAUUAAUCUUAUUGACUUUGGAUCCGGGGCAUUGCUCAAAGACACUGUUUACACCGACUUCGACGGUAAGCAUACCAGUUGAUAGACUUUAACCGUAGCCCAUUUUAGUGGUUUAACUGAAUGUAUUGAUUUGAGCGCCACCCUUUGGAGGAAAAGCAUAUUUUUACAACCUAAAGUUUGUAAACAUUGUCACGUCAGGCUCUCCUCACACACAUCUACUGUCAUGGUCUCUGGCGCCUGACCCCAAUAGGAGGCGCAGCUAUUGUUUAUAAUCUUUUAAUCCAUAAUAUCACAAUUUAUGAAAUUAUUUCCCAAUCUUAUUUUUAUUUAUUUAUUAUACAUGUCCAUUUUGAAAGGUUUGUUGACAUGUAUUCAUAGAAAUAGAACACAUCAUUGAAUCUAACUAUCAUUCGUAUUCUUUAUAUCCACAGGCACUAGAGUGUACAGUCCACCAGAAUGGAUCAAAUACCAUCGGUACCAUGGGCGGUCAGCCACAGUUUGGUCUCUGGGUGUCCUGCUGUAUGACAUGGUGUGUGGAGAUAUCCCCUUCGAGCAGGACGAGGAGAUUGUACGAGGCCAGGUGCUCUUCAGACGAAGAAUCUCCACAGGUGAGCCCAAAUAACUUAAACAAAACCUCAAACUUAAUCAACUAAACCAGUGGAAUAUUACUAAUGUAUUAGUCAUUGUGUAUCCAGUCUUAAGAACUGACUGACCGUUAUCCCCAUUCUUCUUCCAGAGUGCCAGCAGUUGAUCAAGUUGUGCCUGUCCCUGAGACCCGCUGAGAGGCCGUCGUUUGAGGACAUCAUCAAUCACCCGUGGAUGCAGAGCACAGUGUCCUCUGCUGAGCAGAGCAACAAGAUCAGACUGCACAGCAUCAGCCCUGAGCCUACCGCCUUCACCACCGUGCUGGCCCAGUGACUACAUCGCUGCACUGACAGAGACUAGUGUUACACUCAGAGGACUGACGUGGCUGUACUCUGAAACACAACAUAUACUAGACAGAAGGAAGUUACAGAUUCAUUUAGUUAAAUCUCUCCCUCUUUCUCUUGUGGCCAGACCCCACCUGUUCAGUCAGGUUUUGGACUUCAUGAAAACCAAAGUCCUUAAUGGCUACUUAAUUGGACACUGUAAUAGCGAAAGCUAUUCUCACCCCUACGAAGGACUUGCUCUAUAAUAUUGGCUGUGGAGUCCAUCCCUACCCAUGUGAUUGUUCUGCUGAAGGCAUGAACAAGUGGACAGACUUUGUUACAUAGCUAGCUACCAACCAGCUACUGUACUCUGCCCUCGCUCACUGAUGAGUGGGUGUCAGAGGAAGCAAAGAGGAGCAAAUCUAAGCGCCUUUGGUGUGAGUCAGAUUGUUGGGACCCUGGAAAUACUUGAAUUUCAUAAAGCCAACAUACUACUUCUUAUAAAAAAUUAAAUAAUACUUUACAAGGCUUUAUUUCCUAUCUCGUAGGACUCGAUCAGUAAAGCCUAUGCCAUAUUCCAAUGUCAACAGCAACAGGACAACCUCAUAUGGUGCACACAGACGUGUGCAAACAAGAACCUGAAAACUUACCUCACUUUCCUGCAUCCACCUCUGAGCUUUUAACUCCUGUCUACACAACUAGCACUCAUCCAUACCUGAAUGCACACUGAAAUGCAAAGCACCACACUGAAAUACUAAAUGUUCUGCUCUUUUGUUUAUGUGUAAACAAGUAUCUGAGUCUUUCGCCUAACAGGCGUAGCAUUGACGCCAUUGUGAGUAAUAUUUAUAUUGUGUGGUUUUUCUUUCACUUGAGCUACGUGGAAUUAUUUAUUUAUUUAAAGAGAUUUUCGGCUGUAUAUUUCAUUCCACAGUUAUUGAAGGGCCCACAGAUUAUUUAAACGUAUUUUCACCAUAUUUAUGGUUUGAAAUCUUCUGAGCAGACACAUGUGUGUAUAUGUAUAUAACCUUCAAAGCACUUCCAUUUUAAUGUAACAUUGAACGUCUACUGAUAAGGGUUUUUGUUACUGUAUUUGUCUGCUGUGGAUUUGGAUGAAAUGACUGGCAUACGUACAGCAACUUGUUUUCACCUCUAGUUGCAUGAUUGCGGCUUGUUUAGUUUUUUCAUCCAAAUGAGAAUUGUACAUUUUCAAUAAAUAUUUUUAUACAUUUUCAAUAAAUAUUUUUUUUACCUUGCCGUUUGUCUCGCUGGUUUUACUUCAAGAUACCAGGCUCAUGAUAGAAAGGUUAUGUCAAG
Molecule: messenger RNA, 3514 nt
Organism: Coregonus sp. 'balchen'
Lineage: Eukaryota; Metazoa; Chordata; Actinopteri; Salmoniformes; Salmonidae
Source: the annotation of a GenBank genome assembly